AUGGCUUCCACACAUCACAAACCCGCAAUACCUUUGAAAAUCAUAUUCAUAGGGGAGAGUGGCGUUGGGAAAACCGCUGUCAUUCAAAAGUAUGUGAACAAUGUUUUCCUUUCAAAUACACAAUCGACACUUGGCGUGGAGUUUGUCCCAAAGGUUUGGGAUACCGCCGGACAAGAACGUUUUCGAUCGAUGACAGCCGGUUAUUAUCGGGGGUGUCAUGGUAUCAUAGUGAUGUUUGAUGUGACCAACCGUGAUUCAUUUGAAGCCGUGAAGUCAUGGGCUGAUGCUGUUGGUGGGAGUUCACAGAAUGCGUUGUGUAAAAUAUUAGUUGGGAACAAAAUUGAUAUCAAUGGACAACGAAAAGUCGAGAAGGAAGAAGGGGAGAAGAUGGCUGAACAGAUAGGGUAUAUGUAUCUUGAAUGUUCUGCUGCACUCGACAAACCAGUGACGCAACUUUUUGAAACGUUAGCCGAUUCCAUCAUCGCCAAAUAUAACCCAAAACCUUUAACACAAACAGAGACGGAAAAGGAAAGAGUCUCUAUUGUCCCUCAACAACAAGCUGCAUCUUCUGCAGUGCCAAAGGAACAAGCAGGUUGUUGUUAA
Messenger RNA from Entamoeba invadens IP1, 603 nucleotides. RefSeq lists its product as hypothetical. Bases 1 to 603 code for a protein of 200 amino acids. Gene Ontology annotation, molecular function: GTP binding; GTPase activity. The transcript is spliced from 3 exons. Lineage: Eukaryota; Evosea; Mastigamoebida; Endamoebidae. The record is from RefSeq and is a predicted model, not a curated record.